AUGUACAAUCAACGUGCUCGUGUGUAUUGUCUGCUGUUACUGGGUGGUCUACUGAUCCCGAACGCUACCGGUAAUAAAAUUCCCUUCUUCUACCUUCAGUUUUUCAUGGAUAUAGAACAAUGUGCUAGCUAUAGCUGGGGAGGUGCGACUCUUGCCUGCUUGUACCACAAUCUAUGUGAAGCUGCACUUGGUAAGAGGACCGUGGUGUACCUAACAAAACCUGAGGUGCAUUCUCAUGAGGGCUUCCAUGAAACGGCGGCCUCUCAUCACUACGCGGUGGAGACCCUUCACAAAAUACGCCACUUUCUUAGGGAGCAAGACAUGUCAGGACGGCCGGAUUUAUUCACCAUUUCGAGAAUGGUUGAAGAUGGCCUCCAGAUAUGUGGGGAAGCUGAGACGAUGGACCACCGUCCUUCACAGCGCUCUGAGCUGGACCUUGACAUGCCCGUGCGGCAAAAAGCGAAGCGGCGUGGAAAGAAGAAAGUUGGUGGAGAGUCGUCAUCAUCAAGGAUGGAUACUCAGUUGGUUGAUGAUUCUGAUGACGAUUUUGUGGCUCCACCUCCACCAAGAUCUGCCGUGCGGGGUCGUCACUCAGUCAGCCACACGGGUGGUACAGGAGAAGAUUUCGGUCUCAGCGAUCAACAAUCUCCACCUCGGUCUUCUGCGAGAGACGACAUUGAUUUAGAGAAUGCCGUCGUUGAAGAUACUCCUCCGUCUAGAAUCCCUAAGACCAGCAUCGGGAAGGGAAUCCGUAGUCUGUUUAUGCGUAAAAGGCGAGACGAGUGAACGUUGCCCGAACUUUUUAUAUUGGUGUUUUUACAUUAAUUUUAACGCUUUAUAUAAGUAAUUUGAUAUAUUGUAUUGAUAUUGGUGUUUUUUCAUUCAUUUGGCGUAUGUAUAUUAGUAAUUUGAUAAA
Molecule: messenger RNA, 916 nt
Organism: Salvia splendens (bonfire salvia)
Lineage: Eukaryota; Viridiplantae; Streptophyta; Magnoliopsida; Lamiales; Lamiaceae
Exons: 2
Coding region: 1-786 (261 amino acids)
Biological process (GO): meristem maintenance; meristem development
Source: RefSeq, a predicted model, not a curated record